Molecule: messenger RNA, 1416 nt
Organism: Alternaria postmessia
Lineage: Eukaryota; Fungi; Ascomycota; Dothideomycetes; Pleosporales; Pleosporaceae
Exons: 2
Coding region: 1-1416 (471 amino acids)
Source: RefSeq, a predicted model, not a curated record
AUGGCUGCAUUGGAAGCGGCAGCCGGGCUGAAGAUCUUCGCGAUGAAUAGCAAGUCUAUUCAAGCUCGUGCCGGCUACAGGAAGAUACAAAAGGCCGCCAAGCUCGCAAGAGAGAAGGGACUGAAAUACAUCUGGAUAGACACCUGUUGUAUUGGCAAAAGUAGCAGCGCGGAGCUACAGGAAGCAAUCAACUCAAUGUAUCGAUGGUAUCAGCAAUCCUGCUUCUGUAUGGUUCACCUGGAAGAUGCAGAUUCCGUGCGAGACCCGGACUCUGUUUUGCGCCGCCGUUAUGAUAUUGCAACAAUAUUACGUACAUCCCGAUGGAUCACUAGAGGCUGGACUUUACAAGAACUCAUCGCACCCAAGGCUCUCGCAUUCUAUGAUCAAGAUUUCUCACUCAUUGGCUCCAAGAAAGACCGUGCAUACAGCCUCAUGGGCCUGUUUGGUAUUCAUAUGCCUAUGCUGUACGGUGAGGGUGACAAUGCAUUUAGACAGUUGCAGGAAGAGAUCAUGAGAAGGACUCCUGACGACUCAAUCUUCGCAUGGAAGGCACCUGAUGGGUCGCUAUCCAGAUAUUGUGGAUUGUUAGCCAUGUCGCCCGAUGACUUCGAAGGAUCUCAGGGUAUCGAGCAGGGCCGUGGUCAAUUCGCUACAUCAAGUUUGGGCCUCAGAAUUGAGGCACGGUUUUGUCCUUUGCUGGACGAAAUCUCUGGCGAGAUGUGGGACGAUUCGAUCUUCGCCCUUCCGCUGGGUGCGAUAGAGAAAGGAAGAAUAAUUGCUCUGCUCAUUCGACGACUGAGUGCAUCGCACUACACAAGAGUUGCAGCCAACACGUUCAGUCAUCGGCUCAAUGAUAACGGCAAGCCAGAGGCAAUUUAUAUCGAACACACUCCAAAGAUUCCAAAGAUAUUCCGAAGCCGUGCGAUGCAUUGCUUUCAGUUCAAGUUCGACUCUACAGUAUACCGUAUCCGAAGUGCACAGCCAAAGCAGUUGUGGGAUCCAAUCCAUAGCGACCUUUCAAUCGAUCCCGAGUUUUGUACAAACAACGGUUCAGAUAACAACGGGUAUCCAGGUGCACCCGUAUUCUACGGCACGGUUCGGCUGUAUUACCAAAACCGCAACUUUCCUUUGGCUUGUUCGAUCAACUUCGGGCAUAAUCUUGUGACCGGCCGUGUAUGGUUGAAGCUUUUGGGCUCUGCUUCUACACCCGUCGAACCGAAUUGGCGAACCGUAUGUCAGGAACCCAAAAGCUAUGAUGAGCUGCUGCGCCCAGAGCCACUUGUUCAGGUUCUGAAUAUUUCGAACUCCGAGGCAGUCAGAGUGACGGUUCAUUAUGGCUUGCAUCGCGGUAUGAUAUCCUAUAUUGUCCAUAUUGUUCAGCAGAAGUACAUGUUGCCCCCUGUUUUGAGAACAUAG